AUGUCAAACGCACCAGCAGCAGCAUCUGCUUCUUGCAAUCAUGAACAUGACGACGACGAAGAGGAGGAAGAGAUCGCUCCGUCCCCUGCACCAGAUCGAGAUCCGUGCAACUUUGAAGCAGGCAACAACAACCACUAUGGCCAAUUUACCUGGACUGUUGCAUUGCCAGCGGCUCCAGCCGAUAAAGAUUCACUUGCUGAUAUCAGCAAAAUUCGACAGUUCAGUGAUGUCUUCGAAGUCGGGGGCUUCGAAUGGAAGCUGGAGAUGUAUCCUUACGGAGAUAGUCAAAGUGACAAAACACUUUCUGUGUUUCUGUGCGCAGUAGAUCGCAAACAACUGCCUGGAUGGAGCCAAACGGCACACUAUCAGAUUGCUGUUGUCAAUAAGGAUCCUUCCAAAACAUCAACUCACACCGGGUAUGAUAUAUUUCGAGGCAAACGUGACAGUGCCUGGGGUUGGAGCAAGCUGAUCAACCUAAGCAAGCUGCAUGAUGUAUCUCAGGGAUGGGCUGAUGACCAGGGGAAGAUUACUCUCCAGGCUACAGUACAUGUGGUGACCCACGAGUAUAUGCCUGUGAACAGGGUUUACAGGAAAUCAUUGUGCGGCUUGUACUAUGAAAGAGUUCUUCAAAGCUACUUCGAGCCUUUCUUGAAGGACGAGCUGCAAAGACUGGAUAAGCUGUGUGGAAACAGCGUCUUGCACAAAGGGUUCAGCGAUUUUUGGACAGGUUUACCUGAUGCUAAGAAGAGAGCUUUGUUGCAGAUUACCAUGGAUGAGGUGCUUCUGAACGUGAAAGCUCGAUUGUUUUCUCGAGACCAGCCAGCCACCUAUUUGGCUGCAGAUGUUAUCUUCAAGGCAGCGCAUGACUGCUCCAACGGCUUGCAAGACAGUGCGAAGAGAUCUCUUGUUGGUUGUACGGGGAUUGCAGUUGUGAGCGGUGGUGAAGGAACUGUCCUACGAAUCGAAAGAUUGACUCCCGAAUCAUCGGGUGGAUUAAGUUCUCUUGUAAGUAGGCAUGACAGUGUCGAUCAGCUGACUGCUGGGACAUUGAAAGCAUCAUCUCGUGUGAUGCUCCGCACUCACAAAGGCGUUAUAAGGAUGAGCAACUCCGCCAAUUUUGUUGAUGUCUUCCGUGCUCAAGUAUCCGACGCUCUGGACAAUGUGAGAGCGCUGGUCAAGCACCUAAAACCACAAAGCUGCGAUGGAGCUUGCCUUGAAGCUAUGGGUCGUCAAAUGCUCUCAGUAUUUGCUAUGUGUGGGAUGUAUAUUACCAACGUACACCCGGCUUAUCAUGAGAAACUGGCGUUGCAAUUGCAAGAGGAUCUUAUCCGUGAGGAGGAAGAGAAAAAUCAGAAGGCAGAAGCAAAGAAGCAAAAGCAAGCUGAAAAGAGAAAGAAGCAACAAGAGGCAAAAGCUGCUAAGAAGGCCGCAGAAGAAGCAGCGAAGAAGGCUGCGGAAGAGGAAGAGAAGAAGAAGAAGGAAGAAGAGAAGGCCAAGAAAAAGGCUCAAGAAGAAGAGAAGGCUAGAAAGAAAGCAGAAGCUCGACGAAAAGCACAGGAAGAGGCAGAGAAGCAAAGAAAGCUGGAACUAGAAGCUGAGGAACGCCGUAAGGCAGAGGAAGCCGAAAGGAAGGCAGAAGAAGAGGCUGCUAGACAAGCAAUGGUCGAAGAGGAGGAGAAAGAAGGUGGGGUUGAGUAUGCCAAGAAGCAGCAGAUAGCUGCGAUCAUGCGUGACAACUCCCUCAACCCCGUCCAACGACAAUUGCGCGUACAGGCAAUAUUGGCUGGUAAGGUUGACGUUUCUUCCACCAUGCCGACCCAAACGGUGGCUUCAAAUCAUUCGAAUGGCUACCAGUCAGUUGCGCCAGCUUCAAAGGCUGAGAACAAUUCUGCAUACUUCAAUCAAGGUCCCGCACUCACACGAUCUCAACCUCCAGCACAUGCUCAAGCACAAGUUCAGACUCGUGUUCCAGCUCGUGCAUCGGCUCCGGCCCAAGCCCCAAGCCCAGCCCAGCCCCAGCCCCAGCCCCAGCCCCAGACGCAGCUGCGUUCUCAGCCACAAAUCGUGCAGCAGCCUAAAGCACAGCCUCAAAUUCACAAGCCUCAGGUGCCGAUACAUACAAGUACACCUUCGCAUGUGCCGUUGUCAAACGGAAAUGGACACCCAAGGUGGCAGCCGCAAAGCAAAGGAGUUUUUUCAGAGGAAGAAGUCGACGUGGAGUCAUUCGCGCUCAACCCGCUGACAAGCAUUGAGCAUGUCAUGGCUAUUGCUACCUCGUUAGAUCAAAUACCAGCCACAUCUGACCCCGGAAGUUCGUUUGUGCCGUACUCGGCAUUUCAAGGAAACAUGCCAUUCGCAGGUUCCAACAAUUCGUUCGGGGCUGUUCCAUUUGUGGGAGGUCUCUCGGCCCAUUCUGGUACCACGGGCUCUCGGCUGUUUGAACGGUGGGCUCAGCCUUCAGGUGGAAGCAACGGCGGCUUGUACCAAGGCGGGUUGCUGGUCAACCAUAAUGGUUCUGACUCGGAGGAGAACUACACAGAGGCUAGCUUGGCGUCGACUGCUUCAGGCGCGCGGACUCCCAUGAAUUUUGAAGUUGAUGACGGGCUUCCAAGCUCGCCAGAAGUGCUUCAAUCGGAGAGUAUGGCCACAAGCUGCGCGCUUGCAGCUCUUGAUCCGUGUCAGAAGGUGCAGCGAGGAACGGUCAUGGCGUCCCAGCGGCUUGGGAAGCCCCUUCUUCGUAAGUAG
This is a messenger RNA of Guillardia theta CCMP2712, 2745 nucleotides long. RefSeq lists its product as hypothetical. Bases 1 to 2745 code for a protein of 914 amino acids. The record is from RefSeq and is a predicted model, not a curated record. NCBI's taxonomy places the organism in Eukaryota, Cryptophyceae, Pyrenomonadales, Geminigeraceae. Gene Ontology annotation, molecular function: protein binding. The transcript is spliced from 3 exons.